This is a messenger RNA of Cucurbita maxima (winter squash), 1776 nucleotides long. RefSeq lists its product as uncharacterized. The transcript has 4 exons. The record is from RefSeq and is a predicted model, not a curated record. Bases 471 to 1532 code for a protein of 353 amino acids. Lineage: Eukaryota; Viridiplantae; Streptophyta; Magnoliopsida; Cucurbitales; Cucurbitaceae. Gene Ontology annotation, biological process: regulation of DNA-templated transcription. Gene Ontology annotation, molecular function: transcription coregulator activity.
UUAGGGAGAGCAGCAGAAGGAAGGGAAGGAUAAGAAUGGAAAAAUGUGUAAAUAGUUGUUUGGAAGUUUGUGAAAAAUGGAGUUAUGGUGGACAUUUGUUGCGAAAUGGGAUUGAGGUUGGGGCUGGUUUGGGCCACCGACGGUGACAUUAUCAUCAGAUUUCCCCCCCUAUGCCUACAUGAAUGGUCCGGACUCUCACAAGAACCCCAAACAGAGAAAUAAAAAAUUAUAAAAAAAGACUGAUGGGGCUUGCGGAAGGAGGCAUGUGGAUGAGUGGGGGACACACCAAACUCAUCACUUUUAUACAAAAAACCCUUCCUUUCAAAUAAUUGUCACACUUUGGUGAAGAACAAGACCAAGAACAGGAAGAACAGGAGGAAGAACAGGGAAUCAAUCAAUUUUCAGUACCAUUUCCCUGCUUUUCUUCUGCAUUUUUGUUGGGGGAUCUUCUGUGUUGUCGUGUUGAAGAUAUGCCAAGACCAGGUCCAAGGCCUUAUGAGUGUGUGAGAAGGGCUUGGCACAGCGAUAGGCACCAACCCAUCAGAGGUUCUCUGAUUCAAGAGAUUUUCAGGGUUGUGCAUGAGAUUCAUAAUUCCUCCACUAAGAAGAACAAAGAAUGGCAAGAAAUCCUUCCUGUUGUUGUUCUCAAAACUGAAGAAAUUCUCUACUCCAAGGCCACUUCUGAGGCUGAAUAUAUGGAUUUUAGUACACUUCGGGACCGCUUAAUGGACGCCAUUAAUACCAUUAUACGCCUUGAUGAGAGUACAGAGACUGGAGACUUCCUUCACCCAUGCAUUGAAGCUGCUCUCAAUUUAGGCUGCACACCCAGAAAAGCUUCAAGGAGCCAACGCAAUAAUAUCUGUACAAACUAUCUCAGUUUUAGGAAUCAGGACUCUCCCACCUUGUCUCCUCCUCCAAUGACAGUGAGGAAUUCUCCUUGUGUCCCUUAUUUUUGGAGUUUGGCUAAACCUGUGGCCAAUGAUUUAGGCCAUUCAGGGUUUAGAUUCCAAUGCCUUCUUCCUGCUCAUACUUCCACCACUCAAAAAUUCCCUGCUUUGUUAACUCCACAUGGUUUGAUGGAAAAUGCUCUUCCAUCCACCAAAUUCUCUGUUUAUCCACUAUAUUAUGGCAAUGGUGUUCGGGAACGACAACAUUCUGGUAUCGAAAUCGCUCCGAUUUCUAUGCCUGUUAUGGAGAAAACUAGUGCCUCUGGGAGCCCAUGUGAUGAUAAAUGUGAUCUAGCAUUGCGAUUGGGUCCUCUCGCAACGUCAAGCUCGAGCUAUGGAAACAAAACUCCGCUUCGUGUUCUUGGUUCGGGUAGUUCAUCGGAGGAUUGUUCCCCAGUGAUGGAAAGGAAGGUUCCCUUGAUUCCAAUGGUAAAUUCAUAUGGCUUAUCUGAGCACAAUACAUUCGGGCGAAAUCUUGAAGAUGAAUGUUUCGAUGCAGAAAUGAGGAUGAGAAAACGAAAGGCAGAUUGUAGUCAUUCAUUGAAUUGGCUCCCAAAGCUUCCCUCCAGUAGGUUCAUAGGGUGAAUGUUAAGAAACAACAGAAUUAUAGACGAAAGAAAGGUCGAACAGACGAGUUCCUCUGACACAAAUCGUCCACGAGCGGACGAGUUCAUCUAAAGAAGCAACUGGGUGAGGUUACUGUCUGUGGAAAUGGGGGACAGAGAGGCAUUGAGGCAACAAGCUGAUAUAUCAUAUGCUUUGGUUCUGUGGGUCCUUUUUUUUCUUCUUCUUUUUUUUUUUUUUUUUUUUUUUUUUUUUUUUUUUUUUU